Dermacentor andersoni is the source of this 5725-nucleotide messenger RNA. Lineage: Eukaryota; Metazoa; Arthropoda; Arachnida; Ixodida; Ixodidae. The record is from RefSeq and is a predicted model, not a curated record.
UACUGUGCCCUGUUAUGUUCAGCUGCAUCUCUGCCCGUGUUUUGUGCUCGUAGUUUUAGUAAUGGGACGCAGGGUUCUGUAUAAAGUUGAAACGAAUGAAUGUGUAUCUGUGCGUAUGCAAUAACUCCACCACAACAUAUUUGUGUAAUGCAGUGACGGGAUGUAUGGCAGCCCUAGUUACAGCUUUGAUGUCCCCAUUACCCUGAAGAUACUACCCCACCUGCUCUUGAACUCUCUAUUUGCCGGUAUUUUUAUUUUCACAUGCUGAAUGGUCCCACCGCAAUACAUAUAUGUAGUGAGGCAAAGCUUAUUAAAGUUGCCAAAUGCUUUGACAGUGUCAGACCUAACAGUUUUAGAGUGACAUGGCCAAUACAAUAGCCCAGAACUUCACUUUAACCAUUUUAUUAGGACUGUCAAACUAAUCUUGCAGCACAGAAAAACAAUGUAAACACCUCAAGAGUUGAUUAGCAGGUAAUACUGGAAAGCACAAGUCUAGUGGCCAAGGGUGUGGUGAAGUGCUUUAAACACUCGACUGACGCACACCUUAAGUGCUUAGAAAUUUCUAGCAUAUUGAUGCAGGGUGAACAGACUUACUACAAUAUUGGUUGCAUUACAAUAAAAAUAUUAGUAUUGGAUAAGAGGACGCAAGCGACUCGUGUGCUGCUUGGUUAUGGAAACCACAUGGGUCCCAGAAGUACCCAAACAGGGUUCUUGUUUACGCAUGCUGCUUGCGUCCACUAAUCUAAAGCUCUCUAAUGUCGGCAGUAUAAAGAGAAGCUGUAAAAAUUGGGCUUUGACAUUCACAACUCCAAUUUUGUUUCUUCUAUACUCAUACAACCCAAACACUACGCUGUUGUGACAGCAUCUGCCUAGUAGAACUCUUGCUUGGGCUAGUUGGUUCAUGCUCGAAUGAGUAAAGGCAAGGCGCAAAAGACCAGGACUGAAGAAGGACACAAAUGACAGGACCGGCGCCACUCACAACUAGGUUUAUUUCCGCAACAAGCCUGCCUUAUGUAGGUCAAUCUAGCCGAAUCACACACGAACCGUUACAAGUACAAUACAGCAAUCCAUCAACCACUCGGGAAUCAUAUCUGGCACAAAAGAUAAAAUGAGCAAACAAGAACCACACGUGGAGCAGCACGGGAAGCAAUUCAUCGAGCACAGUCUUUACUAAGCCAACGGGGAGAAAAAACGAGACAUGAAAAGCAUCGUCUACGCUUCACUAUCCGCUAUCCAAAACAUAACACCAUUCAAACGCCUAAGGCCCAUUCAGUGAUAAAACCCACACGACUAUGGGAAUAAUGACCAACGAAUAACAUGAAAAAACGUGAAGAAAGGGCGUCUGAGUACAGUGUCUGCAUCCAAACUAAAAUCUCCAAUAGUCACUCACCUAAAAAAUUGAUAAAACAUGUGACCGCGCGAAAAAUGAAGCAUGUGACAAAAAAUGAAAUGGACAGAACAGUUGAACGAUAAAGGGUCUAAACAACAGCGCCUGCGUCAAAACGAGAGAAAAAAAUGCAAAAAAUAAAAUGAAAAACGUGACAAAACCUGUAAGAGCCACUAUAAAAUCGUCAACAAAAUAAAAUAUAAAUAAAUGAAAGGAAGACAGACGGAAAAAACCUAAAUGAUAUCGCUCUAACAUGAGGGCUAAAUGUAACCUAAAGAAGUAGUCUCCUUGUCACUAAGCGCAAUGGACGGCCUGCUGACGCAUUUGUUUCCCGCUUUCUUGAUGAAACAGGCUUCCACAAUAUCCCGCUCGAACCUGUCUUUUCCAAACUUCAAAAAUUUAGUUUUGUCGAACUGAGGGCGGCAAUUAGUGCAGUCUCUGCAAUGCUCUGCAAGGAAGCUCCCUUUAUUGUUGCGCAGAUUACGGCAAUGUUCCAUUGCACGCUCAUUGAAACAUCGACCUGUUUGUCCGACAUAGCUGCGACCACAGCUUAGAGGGAUUUGGUACACGACACGUGUCCUGCAUCCAGUGGACUUCUUCUGAUGCUGAAUUGAAUGAGCCAGGCGUUUCUCUCGGUCCUGCCUAGCUCAUUGCCACAUUUUGCGACAAAAGCAGUGAUCACUCGGUUAGAAUUGCCUUUCCUAAUAUUACUCCAAGAAUUCUUUAAACAGUUAGUUUUUUUAAGCACGAAGCAUGUCAUGCCCAACUAGAAAAUUAACCAUGCAAUAAGCUACUAGAAGUAGCUAAAAAGUCUGCAGUCUUCUGAAGUCAGCUUGAUUUGCAGCUCCUAAAAUUGGCUAUUAUUGAAUUAGGAGAAGGAAAGAACAGCUUGAAUAAACAUACGUCUCAUCAGAAAAUUGUGGUGGUGUGCUGCAGGCUAAGGCAGUGAAAGGAAGCCGUUUUGGCAUUGGUCUACCUCUGUCCCAGAACCAAGCACCGCAGCCGAGGCAACUUCACUUGGCUUUGACAUCUUCAAGUUCCCUUUCCCAAGCACAGAAUACUCGGUCGAGGUGAGCUCAAUGCACAUCACCCACAUUGGGGAUGCAAAGACAUAUGGCCAAGAGGAUGCCACCUUGACGAAGCAGACACCACAGCAACUAUCCCAACUGCCACAACCUCCAUUAAAACCAGAAGGGCAGUACACUUACCUAGCAUGGGCAACUGGGGCCUUCAUCCAGAGUGUCAGUGCGACUCUGCCCCAAGAGGCAGUGACCAUUAUCCAGUAUAACACUUGAUGUAGGGGUGAAAAUGUGCCACAUUCACAAAAUGAGGGUUUCAGGCUGGGACCAUUUCCGUGAUGUACUUGAGUCUGGAGAAUGUGUUGAAGAAUCGCUAGCAACAUGCAUCCUCUACACACUGCAAAGAGCGACAUGCGAACUAGAGCUUACUGGGGCAACAUCCAGCCCUGACAAGCACCUGCUGCAACUUUGGGGUGAGCAAGCCAAGCUGCAUACUGCAUACUUAAAUUGUGGCUGCACCCAACAAACCCUGAGCAAUGUUCUGCACAAGACUGAACAGGCAAGAUGUCAUGCUAAAAAACUUGCCAUAGACUAGUGGAUGGACCACUGUGCGUCAUUUGAACGUAUAGGUCUCGGUAAGAUGCGACACAUUCUCGGCUAUAACGGGAUGAACCAAAUAGUACUGUAAUACUAUUGAAAACAGGCUGCUCGAUCUUCAGUGCACAUCUGAGCAAUUUGAGGAACAAGCUGCAGAUGCUUUCCCCGACCACCUCACAGUCACCAGAGUUGUACGCACCUUAAUGACCACUUGCCAAGGAAGGAAUGGAAAGCCUCUUUCGGUGGCAGAACCUGUUGUUGCUCUCGAACGUGUCAACACUUAAAGCGCACUUGGCACAGAUGGAGUCAUUUUGCAGAUGUUGAGGAAUCUUGCUGAAACACGGAAGCAAGCACUAUUGCUUGUAAUCAAUGAAAUCUGGAAUAUUGGAAUUCCCCAGAGUGGAAACACUUGGUCAUGAUGCCACUACCGAAACCAGGCAAGAAACCUGACACCAUAGCCAACCUUUGAUCAGUCUCACUCCCAUUGACAGCGUGCAAAUUGACUGAAGGAAUGUGCCUCGCAAGGCUGAACUACCAUAUGGGAAAGACAAGGCUACUUUCACCUGUGCCAGAUUGGUUUCUGGCUUAAGGUUGACACGUGCGGCAGUAGCCUCUUUCUGCAUCAAAGCAUCGCCAAUACCAGCCGCUUCGGAGGAAAGAUAUAUGGGUUCUUAGUCGUAGUCAAACCAAGAAGAAUGUUGAGCACAGUCUGCAACGAGGAGGUGCUGGUAGCCUUUCGUGAAGCCUGCCCAGGCAUUAGGGUUGCCAGUGUUGCCAAAGCCUCUUAUGCAACCAAAUGUUUGAAAUAUGAAGUUACAGUAAACAGCCAAAGAACUUUUACCAACUGCACAGGUGGAAAUGCAGGUAAAACCCAGACCAGCACACUUGGUUUCAGGAGUGAUUUGCUCAUGAGGUAAGAAGGUGACUUAAGAGUUGGUGAUAAGGUAUACCGAAUGCAAGUAUAUGCAGUAUGUACGAGGUCUGUUAGAAAAGUAUCCGACCUUAUUUUUUUUGCAAACACCUGAUGGAUAUGAAACAAGUGCGCUUACAUUAGCCGAUCUUAAACCCUCGUGCGCAUGCGCGAAUUUUUUCCCGCCUGCCGAUAGCGUCAGUCGCUGGGACGCAGCGAGGUAGUACACAGUGCUCUCGUCGGUUUUUUAUUGCAAGGAAAAUGGCGGAGCGACUGGAGAAGCGCUACUGCAUCAAAUUUUGCCAGAAACUGGGCGACAGCCAAGUGCAAAUUAUUGCGAAGAUUCAGACUGCUUUCGGUGACGAUGCUAUGAGCAGCACACAGAAUAAGGAGUGGUACAACCGGUGUAAAGACGGCCACACAUCGGUGGAGAGCAAGCCACGCCCCGGUCGGCCAUCGACAUGCCGAAAUGACCAGGGCAUUGCCAAAGUGAAUGCUGUGGUGAUGCAGGACCGUCGUGUGACUAUGCGAGAAAUUGCGGAAGAGGUGGGUAUCAGCACUUUUUCUGCACAUUCCAUUAUGACCAAAAAUUUGGCGAUGAAGAGAGUUGCGGCAAAAUUCGUGCCGAAGCUGCUCGCGGUGGAGCAAAAGCAACUUCGUGUUGAAGUCUCACAGGACAUGCUGGAUUCCACAAACAGUGACCCCAACUUCAUGAGCACCAUAAUAACUGGUGACGAGUCUUGGGUGUACGGGUACGACCCGGAAACCAAAUCCCAUUCACCACAGUGGAAGCAUUCCACGUCACCAAGACCAAAGAAGGCCCGCCAAGUGUGCAGCAACGUCAAAGUGAUGCUGACUGCUUUAUUUGACUCCCGCGGUGUGGUAGACCACGAGUACGCACCACAGGGUCAAACAAUCACGAAAGAGUACUACAGAAGGUCCUCCGUCGCCUACGUGAUUCCGUGCGGCGCAAGAGACCGGAGUUGUGGUCAACAGGAAAUUGGCAGAUCCAUCGCGACAAUGCUCCCGCACAUUCCUCGCACUUGAUUCAGACUUUUUCGGCGAAACACCAGACUCCUGUACUUCAACAGGCUCCUUAUUCUCCUGAUAUGGCCCCCUGUGACAUCUGUCUGUUUCCCAAAAUUAAGAGGCCAUUGAAAAGAGCACGAUUUCAGACAAUAGAGGACAUUAUGGCUGCAACGACAGCCGAGCUAAACUCCAUUUCGAAAGAGGCCUUCUCACAAUGCUUCCAACAAUGGCAGCACUGCUGGGAGAAGUGUGUGGAGUCCCAAGGAGACUACUUUAAGGGCGAUUAGGUUUCCAAUACUCCAGUUAUGCCAUUUUUUUUUCGUCGGCCAAAGGUUGGAUACUUUUCUAACAGACCUCGUAUAUGUACUGUUAGGCCAAAACAGAUGAAUUUUCUCCAAAGCAACAUCAAAAGCUUAUUUUUUUUUUCAGUAUGCCACUCAUGUGCCACUCAUGGCAAGUCUGGACAGCAUUAUAUAAAGCUGCAUAAGCAAAAUGAUACAACUAGGUACAACUGUUAAGCAUAAUAUUUUUUCUGGGCUAAAUUCUUGCUCCUUGAACUCAUUCGAGAUCAUUAACUGUAGCACCAAAGUAGUGGACCACUACCAGAACAAGGGCAUCAGUGUGCCCAUCUCAAUUCUUGUGCUUAUGCCAGUCUUCUUUUUUACAGCAAUAGGUGCUAUGGGCUAACUCCCCUGGUUGUUCUGAUGUCUACUGGUAUUGUCACUGGAAUUCCCAAAUUUCUUGCUAGAAUAUUGCAAAUAAAGUUCUCAUUGUGCUGCAAGG